CCUACCUCCAUUCCCUCCAAGAUUCCUCUCGACCCCAAAGCGCAAAGCUCCGCCAUCGGGUCCUGCAAAGAGCUUUCGCCCUUCGUCCCCGCUCGUUUUCGGCCGUGUUCUGCCGAAUGACAGGUGGUUCGCAAGUCCUGCUGAAGCCGUCCGAGCCUGAAUCAGUGCCAGAAUUCACCUGACGCAGUUUGGGUGCUCUUGGCUAAUCGAUAAGACGUGUUCGACGAUACAUAUGUGUCAGGGGCUCUGAUGGAGAGAAUCGGGCAGUUUUGAUUUUUAUGCGCUAUUGCAGGAAGUCGAAGGGGCUUUCCUGCUGCAGACACGGUCUGGGUUUUGGGUUGUUAUCGAGGUCUGGGGCUUGCGUUUCGAACACGUGCGUUUCAAAAUUUUGAUUUUUUUUUGGAAAAUUGUAAAGAGGGUGUGCGGAGGAGGGGUGGAGGUAAAGUUGUAAAGGGGGAGUUUUUGAUUUUUGAAAACCGGAAAUGGAUUUCGAUAAGUCGCUCUGUGGAUAGCCCCCAUCUCCAUCAACACAUCAAUGACUUAACCCCAAACCACCCCCAAUGAAUAAAUUACCAAACUCGGACUGUAAUGGACCAAUCCAAAUGAGUGAAGUGUCUGUGAUAGACAACAAACCCUGGAAAUGCUCGGAAGCCAACAACGGCUACUUAAAGCAAAAAAGCGGCCCUGAGGAGUCGCUUCUCGGCUCGACGGCCGUAACGACCGUCGUCCAGGUCUCCGGAAGCGGAACCAAAACGAUGGUACUUCCCCGGAGCAAACAAGCUAAAGAGAAAUGCCUUGUAGCUGCAGUCUUCGCACUGAUCAUAUUUUCUCUAGUGUUAUUGUUUAUUGUGGUGAGCACCAGGAAUCAUCAGUGCGUAGAUAGCAGAAGUAGUGUCUGUCUGACGGAGGAAUGCGUAAGAACAGCGUCGUCCCUUCUGGGGGCCAUGGAUCACGCGGCGGACCCCUGCGUGGACUUCUUCCAAUAUGCUUGCGGCACGUGGAACAAGAAGCACGUCAUACCGGAGGACCGGAGCUCGAUCAGCACGUUCGAGGUGAUGGCGGACCAGUUACAGGUCAUUCUUAAGGGGGUGUUGGAGGAGCCCAUCAAUUUGGAGGAUAACGAGGCCACGAGGAAAGCCAAGACGUUCUACAACACGUGCAUGGACAUUCCCCAGAUUCGGAAGAUUGGCGACGCUCCGCUCCGGGACGUUCUGGAGCAACUAGGCGGAUGGCCCGUGACCAAGCCCGACUGGGAGCCCCCCAGCUUCUCCAUCGAGGUGCUCCUCGGCCGCAUCCGCGGCAUCUACAACGACGGAGUCCUGGUGGAGCAGUGGGUCGGUCCCGACGACAAAAACAGCUCAGUUAACAUCAUCCAGAUGGACCAGAUGCAGCUGGGGCUACCCAGCCGGGACUACUACCUGAAGGCCAGCAGCGAGGGCGACAUGGCGGCGUACCACAAGUACAUGACCAACAUCGCGGUACUCCUAGGGGCCAACAAGACCACGGCGAAGGAGGAGCUCCAGGAGGUCGUCGAUUUCGAGAGGAGGCUGGCUAAUGCUUCGUUGCCCGAGGCGGACCGGCACGACACCAGUGCAAUCUACAGGAAAUUAACACUGCAGGAAUUGCAAACGAUCGUGCCUCAAAUUAAAUGGCUCGAAUACCUGAGUUCCUUCCUCGACGCCGAUAUUAACGAGCAGGAGCCCGUCGUCGCCUACGGACUCUCAUAUUUCAUCGAAAUGGGGAAAAUUCUUGCCGAGACGGAUCGCAGGGUGGUGCACAACUACGUGCUGUGGCGGCUGAUCAUGUCGCUGGUGCCUCACAUGAUCGAUGACUACCAGAAGGAGCGCGUCGAGUUCCGGAAGAUCCUCCAGGGGGUGUUGAGCGAGCGCCACCGAUGGUCCCAGUGCGUCGAGUGGACGAAUAAGAAGCUGGGGAUGGCGGUGGGGGCGCUUUUCAUACGGGAUAACUUCAACCACGACAGCAAAGAGACGGCGCUGACGAUGAUCCACACGAUCCGGGAGGCCUUUAAUGAGCUCCUGGCGGAGAACGAUUGGAUGGACGAUGAAACGAGAGCGGUAGCGAAGGAAAAAGCGGACGCGAUGAACGAGAGAAUCGGAUACCCGCAGCUAAUCACCAACAAGGAAGAACUAGUAAAAGAAUACGCUUCCUUAAACAUCACGCGAAAAGAGUUCAUGACGAACGUCCUCAAUAUUUUGAAAUACGACGCGGAACAAAACCUACAGAAGCUGCGACAACCGGUUGAUAAAGAUAAAUGGUCGACUGAACCAGCGGUUGUCAAUGCCUUCUACAAUCCCAACAAAAACGACAUCGUGUUUCCUGCGGGCAUUUUGCAGCCGCUUUUCUACAGCCAGCACUUCCCCAAGUCGCUGAAUUACGGCGGUAUUGGCGUGGUUAUCGGCCACGAGAUCACCCACGGUUUCGACGAUAAAGGCCGCCAGUUCGACAAGGAUGGUAAUAUGAUGCAAUGGUGGAACAACGCCACCAUCAGGGCGUUCCGGGAAAGGACCCAAUGCAUAAUUGACCAGUACUCGAGAUACAAGAUUGAUGAAGUAGGCCUCUAUGUAAACGGGCGGAUGACCCAAGGCGAGAACAUCGCCGACAACGGCGGUUUAAAACAGUCGUUUCGGGCGUACCGGAAAUGGGUUUCGCAGUACGGCGAGGAGCCGGAUCUGCCCGGGCUCAAUCUAACCCACGACCAGCUCUUCUUCCUCAACUACGCCCAGAUCUGGUGCGGCUCCAUGCGCCCGGAGGACGCUCUAACUAAGGUUAGGUCCAGCGUGCACUCGCCCGGGCCCAUCAGGGUCCUGGGACCGCUUUCCAACUCCUGGGAUUUCGCCAAAGCUUACGGUUGUCCGCUGGGAUCGCCGAUGAACCCGACUAAUAAAUGUAGCGUUUGGUAAAUAAAAAGGACCAUCGUUUGUUUGCGGUUAAAUGUGAUUUUUUCAAAGCUACAGCAGUUAUUUGUCAAGUGUCUCGUUGUAAUUUUAAGGUUUAACUUCAUGAUUCUACUAAUUGAUAUCUUUCGGCUGCUAGGCCAUACCUUGUGCAAUGUAAAUAAAUAAAUAAAUACUAAAUGAUUGUUUUGUAAGAUGUGGCGCAAGUUUUCAUGCAAGGUUUCGUAUUUCAAACAAGUUCUGGACUAAUAUACAAAUCAUGUAUUUUCACAUUAUUACUUGGUGUACUAUUUAUUAAUAAAUAUUAUUCAAAAGA
Molecule: messenger RNA, 3231 nt
Organism: Zophobas morio
Lineage: Eukaryota; Metazoa; Arthropoda; Insecta; Coleoptera; Tenebrionidae
Product: neprilysin-1
Exons: 13
Coding region: 561-2921 (786 amino acids)
Biological process (GO): protein processing
Cellular component (GO): plasma membrane
Molecular function (GO): metalloendopeptidase activity
Source: RefSeq, a predicted model, not a curated record